Molecule: messenger RNA, 5643 nt
Organism: Bombus impatiens (common eastern bumble bee)
Lineage: Eukaryota; Metazoa; Arthropoda; Insecta; Hymenoptera; Apidae
Gene: mnd
Product: large neutral amino acids transporter small subunit 2
Exons: 8
Coding region: 250-1719 (489 amino acids)
Biological process (GO): amino acid transmembrane transport
Cellular component (GO): membrane
Molecular function (GO): L-amino acid transmembrane transporter activity
Source: RefSeq, a predicted model, not a curated record
CGGCGACAGCGUUGCUACCGUAGAAAGGACUGCAGUCGCGCACGUGUGUCCGUUGAGUGAACGACGCCACGCGGCGAGAGAGAGCCGGUGUCUUUGCUCUGUGCACGUAUAUUUCUUCGCUCUUCUUUGUCGUUUUCACACGUGCAUCAGGCGUGUGCCGUCUCUCGGUAUGCUCGCACCGUUCAGUAAUUUUUCGGCUAUCGACGGACGAGUAUCUCGCGAACAGUAAUUUUGAAAGCGGUGCACACGAUGCCGGACAAAGUCGCGCCAAUGGAGAAGCAAGUUUUGGCGAUCACGAAAGUCAUCAACCAUGAAAACGAUGCGGUGAAAUUGAAAAAAGAACUCGGUUUGCUGGACGGUGUGGCGAUUAUCGUCGGCAUUAUCGUUGGCGCCGGAAUCUUCGUAUCGCCGAAGGGUGUGCUGGAAAAUAGCGGCAGCGUUGGGCAGGCUUUGAUAGUUUGGAUCUUUUCCGGUGUUUUGUCUCUGAUCGGUGCACUAUGUUACGCGGAACUCGGUACCAUGAUCCCGAAGUCCGGAGGCGACUACGCUUACAUCAACGACGCUUUUGGACCCCUACCGGCGUUCCUCUACCUCUACGUGGCAUUGUUCGUGCUGGUCCCAACUGGAAACGCGAUCACAGCCCUAACGUUCGCACAAUACAUCUUGCAACCAGUUUGGCACGGUUGCGUUCCUCCGUACGCGGCCGUGCGACUACUCGCUGCCGUUAUCACAUGCUUGUUAACAGCCAUCAACUGUUACAACGUGAAAUGGGCGACCAGAGUGCAGGAUAUCUUCACCGGAACGAAGAUUUUCGCCCUGGUGAUCAUCAUGGUUGCUGGAUUUUGGUGGCUCUGCAUGGGUCACACGGAAAAUUUUCGCCAUCCCAUGGAAGGAACCAAUACCCAGCCUGGCUACGUUGCUCUAGCCGUUUAUUCAGGCCUGUUCUCUUAUUCCGGAUGGAAUUAUCUGAAUUACGUAACCGAGGAGCUUAAGGAUCCUUAUAGAAAUCUUCCAAGAGCGAUUUGCAUAUCAUUGCCGUUGGUGACUGUGAUUUAUGUCCUGGCGAACAUCGCUUAUUUCGUGGUGUUAACGCAAGAUGAAAUUCUGGCAUCGAACGCUGUCGCUGUCACUUUCAGCGACAAGCUGUUGGGUGUGAUGUCUUGGAUAAUGCCGUUGUUCGUAGCUUGCUCAACGUUCGGGGCGUUGAACGGAGCAAUUUUCGCAUCGUCGCGAUUAUUUUUCGUAGGAGCUCGCAAUGGACAUCUGCCUGCUGCCAUUGCUCUCAUCAACGUGCGAAACUUAACGCCAAUGCCGUCGCUCAUUUUUCUCUGCAUUAUCACCCUGGCACUUCUGAUCAUAGAGGAUGUCUAUGUGCUAAUCUAUUAUGUUAGCUUCGUUGAAGCACUAUUCACUACGCUCUCGGUGUCUGGCCUCCUCUGGCUUCGUUACAAAAGUCCCGAUCGCCAACGACCGAUAAAGGUAUCUAUCGUAUUACCAAUUAUAUUUUUCAUAAUAUGUGCUUUCCUGGUCACAUUCCCCUGCUACGUGUCUCCAUGGGAAGUGGGAGUAGGAGUGAUAAUCAUCUUAUCUGGCAUUCCUAUGUAUUGCAUCUUCAUUUAUUGGGAAAAGAAACCUAAAUGGAUCAUCAGAUCGUCUCACAAUUUCAACAUGAUCUGCGCUAAAUUAUUCAUGUGCGUGCAAGAGGAGAAAAGUGAUUGAUCACCAAGUGCCGUUCUACUAUAAUUAACGUUUACGAUUACUUUAUAAUUAGUUUCGUAUAGAAAUUUCUAUAAUGCGAAUGUGCGCCACAUCGAUCCAUCGAUUUCUUCGUUUAUAAAUAUCGCAAUGACAACCAUGGUUGUUUUAUUACAAGUUAAACAGAUCCGACUUCGAACGAAAGCAUGCCCGACAUUCCAACGAAAUCUACAAACCUAUGUUGUCUCUCGUAGAAUGUAUAAAUGAACGAAUCGAUCGCACACUUGAUCCGUAUUUUUUAUAUACAUGUUACGAACGAUAUAUCCACGAUUUUCAUUGCCUAUAUGUCAAUUGGGCGGUUCAUCGAUCAUACGCAACAACAUUUUCUAAUAAUUCGUAUUCGUAACGAUCGCAUAGCAUAAUUGCUAGAUAUUAGUUGCAUUUAACUAGAGGAGAAUCGUCUCCUCUUUCACUUUCAAUCUCAUCUACUAAAUCUCUCAUUUAUUCAAACUGCUUCGAAGCUAUAGGUAUAACGUGAUAAAUAGAUACACCGAAAAGUAUACGCACAAUGAGAAUCUUAGAAAGUCAAUUGCUCAUUUAUUAUAGAAUUUGUAAAUACGCGUUAAGUAGAAUUAUCCCGGACGAAUAAGAAAAAGUGGGAAAGGGAAAAGCAGAAAAGUAAAGGAAUACGUCAACUUCUCUUUUCAGAUAAUUUCCCUUUGCAUUUAAUUCGUUAAUUUCGUUUUCUUAAUCGCCUUAACGACAAAUUUUAACAACUUUUUAUCGUCUCCGAAGAGACGAUUUUCGUCUCGUUACGCGACCUCUUUGCCUAAAUGAAACCUAUUUUACAACAGAAUUGUUUGCACUAUUAAACGUUUGCACUUUGCACUUUGUCCUCCGUUGUCAUUCUUACGGUUAACCAUUCUUAUGGUUAAACGACACGAUUUAACAAGAAUUCGACGGGAUUAAACGAUAAAUUACGAAUCGACGAAUAGAAAAAGGUUUAAGAAAAAGGAGAAAAAAUGUAGUUUCCAAGGUAAUCGAUACUCUUACACGCUUAAAAAAUUCAAAUACUCUUUACUCUUCAUUUUUCCCCGUAUUCUUCUUUGUUCUUAUAUGAAUCAACGAUUAUUGACCACUUUGUACGUUUAACUACAAGGUUGUUUACCGUGUUCCGUAGAUAAUGCGUGUGUAUAAAAUCACAUAAGACUGCAAGAAGUAUUUGUCUCGCGAUAAUACACGUGUUCCGUAUCGUGCAUUGGCUAAAGUUAAUCGAACAAUGCAUAAAAUAUUCGCCAUCGCGCAAAAACCUAUUUGAUUAAUUCACGGCCGUGCAUUGUUUUAGGUAUCGUUUAAACGCAUUUCACCUAAUCGUAAGAAAAUGUGAAUUUUCCAUUUGUUCGUAAUAAUGAAAAUAAUACGUAUCGGGUAUUAUUUUAUUAAUAGACGCAUAAUAACUGUAAUACAAGCAGUAGAACCGUGUGUCGUAUUUAAACUAUUUAAUUGUACAUACACAGAAUGAAGCGUUAUAAAUUAUUUAUCGCAAUUCGAUCGACUAUGCUGUUCGAUAGGUGGUGAACGCCAUGCACCAGCGUUGGUCCGUAAACCAAUGAUAGUAAGUAGUUCUUGCAUCGAUACGUGUAUGUCUCUUUCGUCUAUCGCACCAUGAUUCUAUUUAGUUACGUUAAAUUAUUUAUAAAAUAUCGAAAAGAGAAAUGAUCAUUAUUCUAUAAUUAACGCGCCGAGAAAGUAUACUUUGUAAUUCACGAUUGUAUUUCUGCUACUACCGUAUGACACGUCUGGUCAAAUAAUGCAUUUAAAAGGUAGGAAAAUUGAACGAUAUCUCGCACACUCGUUAUAUCGAACGAUACCGGUUAUUUUAUAUAAUAUAACAAAGAUAUUUUACAACAAGAUAAUAUUUUAUACCGCUUGUUAGUCGAUCAGCUACUCGUAGACCAACAAAUUCGAUAUUGUAUCGUUAUAAUAACGCCUUCUUAGCAUUUUUUCUAGAGACGUUCCCGAUUUUAACUACGACGCAUAAAUUUCAUUUAGGAUUUAGAUAAUGUGUAUUUUUUAAGAAACAGAAAGCUGUAAUAUGUAAGACACUAGGCCUUUUGAAACACGUCGUAAGCAAUUAAUUGUCAUACAGUGAUAGUAAAUGUGUUCAAAAGGAUAGCGAUCGACCAUGUGCCUUAUGUGUAGCUCGUGUGAAAAGAAUUUUGCGAUUAAAAUUUUUCGAUACGACUACAUUUGUACGCAAAACGUGUUGUUAUAUACUUUUAUAUAUAUUUAAUUACGUUUGUUGCUGUUAAAUUGGUCGUUAUUCGUUUAAUUAGUAGUAACGUUCCGAAUAUGUUAACCGAUCCUGAAUCAUUCUAACGUUAUUUGUUUAAAAAAUAACGAAAAACGUUUUCAUUAUCUUUUAAAAUAAUCGGCGAUCGGAUCGAAGUAACUUUUAGAAAUAAUCGAUUCGAUGAAUUCGCUCGUGUACUACGAAAACUUGAAAUAUUUCGUAUUAAUCGCGCUUGUCGAGAGAUCGAAAUUAAAACGUACCCGAAUGAAAAUGUGAAAGAAUGACGACAAAAGCGUAAGCAACGAAUAUCAUGAUAGGUGUAAUAAACGAUUUAUUAUAGUAACAAAUCUUUUUAUUUAAUCAUUUUCUAGCCGUGAUGCUAGAUAGAUAAUCGUUAAUCGUUACUAAUGUUUUCGAUCGAAUAGCAAACUGGAUAUGAUCUUUCAACUGAACAUCUUUCGCUCAUUUUCAUUUUACGAUCGAUGAUAGAGACGGUAUCAAGUAAAUACAAUAGGACAAUGUACACUAUAUUCGAGUCAAUUUACAAUUAGUACAGAAUGUCUCGCGCACUCAUAUGCAUAUAUGGAAUAACGUUGUUAAUUUCAGAAUACUGAAAAUUAUAUUAUACAGUGCUAUGAAAUACGUUUGGAAAUUGGCUAGCAUAAUAAAAGCUAAACUUAACGCUAUGCUUUCCCUUUUCUUUUUUUUUUUUUUUUUACAAAUGUUAAUCGACGCGAUAUAAAAAUUUAUGCAGGUGUUUGUAGCAUCACAUGUCCAAGGCAAUGAGAGUCGAAACAAAGAAAUACAGUAUCGAGGGACUACGUUUUCUCUUUUUCGCUUAAAAAAUCCGUAGAUGUUACAAAUAUAAAUAACAUGGCUGUAUUAAACAUUUUGUAUUACGCGGUAACGGAAAUUACUCGAUCAUUGUAACGAAUGUCUCAUUCCUUCUAUACCAUUAAAUUCUUAUUCUUACGUUUCAAUGGAACGAAACUAAUUCGCUGGAUGAGACAUUUUUUGGUAACAAGUUAACAAAAAUAUUUGUAAAUAUAUUUAGAUACCCAGGUAAAAGUUAUAAAAUAUUUAUCGUUAGGUUAUGCUUAUUACUCGUAGUAGGAUCAUAAUGGUUUUACCGAUAAUCCAUUCGACGUGGAAUUGGUAAAAUACUGGUUUUCGUAACUAGAUCUCGAGCUUUAUCAUUACCGUUUCCACCUUGCUUUUUCAACUGUCACGUUAUCUGUCAUUUAUAAAAGCAACGUUUAAUGCGAUUAUAACGCAGUUACAUUGUUUCCGGGAAAAGAAAGUACAGAAAGCAUUCGAUAAUUGUACAGAAAGAUGUUCCCCGUAGUUGCACAGUCCUCGUCCCCACUACGGAGUCUGACUACUAAUUCUAUGCUAAUUCAAACGUGAAACUUUAUUGUUUUUCGACAUUUCUUAAUGAAACUUUUGCCAACGUAUUUGGUAGAUGUCUCCGAUCAAAACGAGUGCGACGAACUCGUAGAACCGAUCCGUCCUCUCCGUAUAUAUAACCGUUCAGGUGUCGCCUUUAUUUCCAAGAUAUCGUAAGGUAUCGCUACAGCGUAUUUCUGUUUCUAAUUACGCGUCUGUGGCAGCGUACACGUCGGUAUCGGAUGCCGGCCGAUUAUUCCUCCGUUUGC